GAAUGAGGGGGGGGGGGGGACGCUAAUGAGAUGCUGUGAUUAAUUAGCAGGAAGGUAAGCGAUUGAGGCUGGCAUUUGGCCAACGUUUGGAAAUCCCCAUAAGGGACGGUCACGCGGUGACGAAUGUUCCAGGGGGGAAAUGGGGAGUGGGACAGGGGGGUCAGGGGGCACAGACAGCCCCAGAGGGUGCACGGACACCGCUGGGGGACACGCGGGCACACCCGGAGGACACAAGGGUCGGGGUCGAGGCGAUGCCGCGUGGUGGGGUGACCCCACACCCGACCCCGCACCACGCGGCCCGGGCACGGCUCCAGGCCGGCCCCGUGCUGGGGUGACGCAGCGCCGCGGCCGUGUGACACCGUGAAAUCGCAGCCCCGCCGGUGCCAGCGGACGGGAUUGGGGAACGGCGAUCCCCUCCCACCCACCCACCCCAUAAACCCGCGGCGCCCGCACCCAGCGCCGCGCCGGCACCAUGGGCACCGCGCGGAUGUGGCUCGUCGUCCUCGCCGCUGUCACCGCUGUCAUGGCCCAGGAAGACCUCUACCGAAAGGUGUUUGUGUUCCGGGAGGACCCCAGCGACGCGUACGUGCUGCUGCAGGCGCGGCCCGAGCACCCCAUGCUCAACUUCACCGUGUGCCUGCGCUCCUACACCGACCUCACGCGGCCCCACAGCCUCUUCUCCUACGCCACCAAAGCGCAGGACAACGAGAUCCUCCUCUUCAAACCCAAACCCGGCGAGUACCGCUUCUACGUCGGGGGGAAAUACGUCACCUUCCGCGUCCCCGAGAGCCAGGCG
Molecule: messenger RNA, 796 nt
Organism: Numida meleagris (helmeted guineafowl)
Lineage: Eukaryota; Metazoa; Chordata; Aves; Galliformes; Numididae
Product: mucosal pentraxin-like
Exons: 2
Biological process (GO): innate immune response
Molecular function (GO): complement component C1q complex binding
Source: RefSeq, a predicted model, not a curated record